UGGAUGCCAACAUGUCAAAGUUGUGCAUUAAAAGUUUGACCCUAUUAACGUGAAAUAAGCGAAAUGGAAUUUAAAAAGUAUUCUGUGUUGUGAUAAAUAUAUAUAUCUAUAUUCAUUGACAUCGUGUUGCUAAAACAAUAAUCAGAGUAUUAAUUAGUUAUAGGUUUCCAAACUAUCUACUUGUCGCGUUAAUUGUAAUUUACUGUGUACUGUACUACAAAAUGUCUAAAGUACUUGUACUGUUGUAGCAGUAGUAGGGAGUCUUGCAAGUUGCAACUUCGUAGUUGUACUAUUUAGGGUUAACUGCCACCAGUUAAGACAAGUAUUGUUUUAUUAAUUAGUUUUGUACUGUAUUCAUUAAAAUCAUUCAUUCGUUGGGUAGUUUUUGUUUUAAUUAAGCCCCUUUUAUUUUUUUCCAUUUAAGAAAUAUAUUUGCAUCUCUGGGCUAUGGAUUUUUACUAUUUUGUUCGAGAGAGUUGAAUAUUACAAUAGAAUGAAAAGAAUAUAAUUCUUCAAAAUUUGUAACUUUUUUACAUUCUUCAUCACAUAAAUUAUAUUAACUCUCAGAAUCUGGGCAGAAGUUUUACAAAAACAAAAACUUGAAUAAGAAUGAAGAGUGAAAGUGAUUCAGAGUCUGAUGUUGCAUAUUCAACUAAUACUAAUAGGAGAGAACAUCAUGAAAAUGAUUUGUAUGAAAGUGACCUACAGCUAGCAGCAGAACUGGGAAAGACUCUGCUGGAAAGGAAUCAAGAGCUGGAAAACAACGUACGUCACCAGCAUCUAGUGAUUGCAGAAAAGUCGAAGGAGGUAGAACUAUUAACAAAACAGGCGUCAGCUCUUCGUGAAGUGAAUGACUCUCGGUUGAAGAUAUAUGAGCAGUUAGAAAGUAGUAUUGCUGACCUAGAACGGACCAAUCAGCGACUGCAAACAGAAUCAUCAGAAGACAAGAAGAGAAUUAAAAGUCUCUGUAACAGUAUUGAAACUCUAGAAAAGAAAUGUGAAGAACUUCAAGAACUAGCGGAUGAAUUAAAAAAGCAUCAGUUUAUCAGUCAAAAGAGAGUUCUGAGUCUAGACAGUGGUUUUCAUGAUGAUACAUUCUCAGUACAUCAGGAUAUUUGUGUUGAUCAAGAGGUGAUAAAGCUUCGGGCUUCAGCUUCCAAACUCAAAAGUCAAUUGGCCAGAGAACAACAAGAAAAGUUGGAUCUGCAAACUGAAAUUGAAAUACUGAUACAAGAGAAUGUUCAUCUACAAUAUCAGCUUCAGCUUUUUCAGGAAGAAGUAAAAUCCAGUUUAGAUAUUGAGUUACAGACAGAAAUUGCUAAUAGAAAUGACAACUGCCCAGACUGCCAAUUUACACUUCCAGUCAUUGAUGGGGAAGAAACUAAUGAAAACUUGGACUGUGAUGUAGAAGCUGAGGAAGUUGCUGAGAUUGGAGAGUGUACUCUGGUCCAGUUGAGAAAUGGUGUUUUGGCUUACGGUAGUCAGGAAUCCCUACUGCCACUUUCUUGUGCAAUGGAAUCUAAAAUUCACAGUAGUAAUAUCCACAAAGGUGUGUCUCUUUUGAGUGAAUUGGAUGCUCAGUACAGGGACCUUAUUGAUAAGUAUGAAAAUAUCUUAAGCUCUCACAGGUAUACUCUGGAGGAAACAGCUGCCCAAAGUUCUGACAUAGAAGGUUCAAAGAGUGCCAAUAAAAUUGAUGAUGAAACGACCAACAAUUGUAAGCUUGAUGCCAAACAACCAGGAAACGAGUUGACUGCUACAUUGCAUUGGUCUUCAACUUUACCAGAAUUCUCAGGAGCCAAGUCGGGCAUUGAAGAACUGUCAGAAGUUGGAGAUUCUUCACUCUCCUCUGGGUUUUCUGAGAGUUCAGAACGUGGAAUGAUUGAUCAACAAGUUCAAACUGAACAGUUGUUUGAAACUGGAAGAGAAGAAACUGCUUUUCGGAAAACCUUGGACUUGUCUUCAUCAUCUAAUUGUUUAAAUGGUCACUUCAGUCAUAGUCCUCCUGAGUACAAGCGCUUGUUUGAGGAAAUAUUUGCUGUUUUGAAAAAGUCCCUUCAUUCAGACCUGGAAGCUAACAAACAACUACCUCUAACUCCUUCAUUAGAGGAAGGCAUUCAAAUAUCAAAUGAACAGCCAAAAAUUAACAAGCUUUCUCCAACCAAGGUUUCUCUUAUCUCUCAGCCAAAAUCUAACACAGUUGGUUUUAAUAGUCCUCACCUUUCUGCAGAGAGUAAAUUGUUAAAAAAUAAACCUUUAGAUGGUAAGUUUUCUAGACGGAUGGAAAUUAUUGGUAAUCUCAACAGUAAAUCACCUGACUGUAAGGUGUCCAGAAACCCUGCUUGGUUGUCUGUUCAAGACUUUUUUCUUCCUAAGCCAUUUUCACAUCCAACAUUCAAGGCUAGGCUUGCUGGAAAUCUGACCUAUGCAGAUGUUCUGAAGAAGGGACGGCACAUUUGUAAAACAGGAACUUACCGUAACAAAGACAAACCAUAGAUGUGGUAUAAGAGAUUGAAUUAAUGAUGUUUUAUUAUUUGAAUUUUUUUUCAUUCUACAUAGGUUGAGUUGUGAAGGAACAUGAGAAUCGAUAUAUAAUUUGUACCUAACCUACACAUUUAAAGUUAGUGUCAUACCUUGUUUACCAGUUUUGGGACUUUUUCUUUAAACAAAGCACCUAAAUUCUUCGCAGAUUUUAGAAAGGAUUUCAGAUGUUGCAUAUUUGUUUGCUUUUAUAUAUUUGUUCACCUAUGGUUUCUGUUGUAGUAAAGUUGUUUUUUCUGUUUUUUCAAUGAUUGCAUAUUUAUAAAAUAACCUGCUGUUGAUUUAUGGUUGUACUUUUUUUUAAAUGCUUGUUUUUUUCAUAUUGAAGAACAAAUAUGAGGUUUUUCCUCACUCUAAACCACAGUUUUCACAUCUGUCUGUUAUCAGUUUCAUUGUAAUUGUUCAUGUAAUGCAGAAAUUAUUGUAAACCCCAUUUUAGGAACCUAAAUGACUGCUUAUUGUUUAUUUUCAUUGAAAAUUCUUGUAAGUGGAUAUAAUGAAAUAUCAAAAAUCAUAUAUUUUUAGAGCACUUAUUUUAGAAGAAAUGCAAUUAUUACUAAAAAGAAAGUGUCCUUUACGUAAUGAUAAAGAGCUUUGUUAUGAACAACUACAUAGAGCUGUGCUAAAUAUUAGUCUUACAAUAUACCAAACUCCAUUUCUUUAUCUGACUAACAUGCCUGAAAACAUUACUGAAAAGCUUUAAUGCCAUUUUAUGUAUGAUAAAGUUUUAGUUGCAGACUACAUAUUGAGUUGUAGUAUAGCUUUGAUUUUAACCAUAACUGGGCCUUUUACACUCAGGACAUGAUUACACAGCCCAUACAAGUAGUAGUUCCCUUGUGUCUUCCCCAUCUUGAAAAAAUAGAAUAUUGAUAUGGGCUAACUUGAUGCAGAUCUGUAGCACUUGUUGAAUUCAGAUAAGCUGUGAAUAAAUGUAAAACUAGAAAGGUACUCGGAGGAUGCAACUCCCACCCCACAAUGUUUAGUUUUGCAGUAACCAAUCUAAAAUGUACACCAAACAAUUCUGCACCUACAAAAAUAUUGGUCUAGGUGUCAGUAUCCUCUUUCUAGCUCAGUUUGUUCUCCUCAAGUUUUGAUUUUACAGAAUCCGUGACUUGCUACCAUUGUAAUGAAAGUAGUUAACCUUUAAUGUGAUUGUGAUUUGAGAUACAUUCCCCAAAAAUUAACCAACUAGUCCUUCAGGGACACUUAUGUUUGGCACCAAAUUUUAUCAAAAUUGGAUGCAAACAUUCCAAGCUAUACUGUUCAUACAGACAGGCAAACAGGAGAGUAAACAAUACCUUUACCAUUGGUGGUGAGGAUGAAUGUAUAUAAUUAUCUAUUGUAAAACAGCAGUAUAUUAUAGUCAAAUUAUGUAGGUUAUUACAUUAACUAUCUUAAUGUACCAGUUUUGACAGAAGCUUAGGCAUUAAAAAGCUUUUUUUUUUUUUAUUAAUUAAAAAUACUGUUCUUGCUACUUAUGACAUGUUUUGGUGUUAUAUGAAUUUUUAGAUAACUUGAUAUUAAAAAAACAAUUUUUUGAUGAUACAAAAACAAAACUAAGGCACAUCCACAAACCUGUUCCAAUCAAGAGUGGUGUAUUUUCUUCAUUAAUGUUAAUGCCUAAAUUAACCACAAACAUAAAGUUUUAAAUGCCAAAAGUGAAUAGUAUCUGCAGUUAUUUCCAAUUCUUGUAUUUUAGAAGUGUUUUAAAUCAAAUAUUGCUUUUCUUGAAAAAAAAGUCAUAGUUUAAAAUUGACAUUAAAAUGUUAAGAUUAUACAUGCCCACGAAAGACAUCAAAUGACAGAACAUGAAAGAAAUUAUAUGUAAUAUACAAGAGAGUACAUUGUAACUGAAAAAAGGAUACUACUUAGUUGAAUGUAACCUAUUAAUGAACCUGGUGAUUAAUCAGUUAGCAAAUUCCAUUAAUUGCCUAGCUCUAAGUGGAACACCAGUGAGAACAUGAACUGACGUUUUUUAGAUACAAUGAUACAAAGUAACAAUGGCAACUAUGAAUUUAAGGUGUAUCAAAGAAAAGAAAUUUGCUGGUUUAUCUUUUAACUUUAAAGCUUAUGAUUGAUCCAUUGUGCUUAUAAAACCAUUACCACAUGUAUAUAUUUAUAAGGACUUUGGAAACAUCAAAAUGUUUUUUAACAAAAUUGGCUUUCCGAAUAAUACUGUUGAUAACAUUAUAUAUGUGGGUAAAUUCAGUACUUCUAAACAUUUACGUUGGAAUGUAAGCAGUUUUGGUCUUGGAGCUUAUUUUUCAUUAGUAUACAACUUUAAAAGCAUGUGGAAAAUAACUUUGCAAUAAAAUUGUUGGGAGUGAUUUUUUUCAAAGAAAAAGUAGGAUUAAAUAUGAGAAAUUUUUACAUAAAAUUUAUUUUUAAGACUAUUCUGCUUUCUAUGAAUAUGUUAAGUUGAAAUUGAUCACUAUGGUGACAAACUUAGUGUCAGACCUGUCAUUAGCUGUUUAAUUAUACUGAUAAUUCCUGAUAAACCAAAAUCUUAUGAUUUUGCUAGUUAUACCAAUUGUUUUUGAUACUGUUUAACAACGUACAGAUCGGUUUUAUCAAACUGAUUGAUCGCUUCUUCACACACCAUACAUUGAUUUUAUCUCUUCAUCCUCAUCAAAAUAGAAAAAGUAUUGUAAAUUUAGUAGAAAUGUAUGAAAUGACAAAACAGCAUGAAAAGUACAGAAAUGAUGAAUCCACUUUGGGUACUGUAACAGUAUAUAUACGUAUAUUUAUUUGGCAUCACCAUCUGUGAAAACGGUAUAAAAUAUGGGAAUUAUAGAGCCACUUUGAGUACUGUAAUCAGAAAUAUUUUGUGCUAUAUAUAUGUCACUAUCUAUUAAAUCAGCAUAACAAAUCAUAGGAAUUAAAGGGCCAAUUUUGGCUCUGUAACCAUAAAUGUAUAUCGUUAUAUAGAAUUGUAUUCUAAACAAACGUGGAUAGAAAUAUAUCCGCAAACUACAUGAAGUAUGUAGCAAGGAAAUAGACUAAAAACAUUUUU
Messenger RNA from Limulus polyphemus (Atlantic horseshoe crab), 5554 nucleotides. RefSeq names its product cerebellar degeneration-related protein 2-like. The transcript has 8 exons. The record is from RefSeq and is a predicted model, not a curated record. NCBI's taxonomy places the organism in Eukaryota, Metazoa, Arthropoda, Merostomata, Xiphosura, Limulidae. Bases 610 to 2496 code for a protein of 628 amino acids.